GACUGCCGAUAGUUGGAAAAGAUAUGGUCCUAAACAAAUGAAUUUAAUAUUACGAAUUCACUGUGAUCAAUUGCUUAUCGCUUCAAAUACUGAAAUUGUAGAAACAAUAAGCAUGAGUAAUAAAAUUAAAGGAGUUUAUAAAGAAAACGCCUUGAUUUUGUUCAUUAGUCGAGCCCCUGAAGAAUUACGUAAAAUAAAGUUUCAAGUAAAAAGUAAUCCAAGCAAAUGUUACGAAGAACUAAAUAAAUAUUUUCCAGUUAUUAAUCACAGUUCUAAACAGCCUAACGAUGUUAUUACGCCUCGGUAUUUGAAUAUCGAAGAUGUGAUUUCGCACGUUUUGAAGACUAAAGAGCCUACAAAUGUUAUCUCACAUUUGCCGCCGUCGUUUAAAAAUUUCGUUCGAAUUUGCUUUCUAGAUCCAACAUUUCCAAAAUUAGUUCAAGAUGUACAGAGCAUUAUCUGUAAUGAAAGUAAAACUGUUUAA
Papilio polytes (common Mormon) is the source of this 484-nucleotide messenger RNA. RefSeq lists its product as uncharacterized. The record is from RefSeq and is a predicted model, not a curated record. The transcript has 3 exons. The coding region runs from base 38 to 484 and encodes 148 amino acids. Lineage: Eukaryota; Metazoa; Arthropoda; Insecta; Lepidoptera; Papilionidae.